UUAUCUUCCGCCGACAAGAUAUCUCGGAAAAUGUAGCUUGCUUGAUGGUACAUUACUCUCUACUUUCUUUCAGAACAACCAUAGUCUUUCACUUUUAUAGCAGUGGAAAUACUGAACAUCAUCCAUCACAGUUCAGAUAUGGGACUCUUCUUUGACAGCAUCUUCGUGGAAGUGCUUUGUGCUAUCGUACUGGGCUAUUGGAUGCUCUAUUUGUAUUUCGCCAAGGAUUAUGGCUACUGGGAGCGCAAAAAUAUCACUCACAUCCCCGCUGUCUUUCCGUUUGGGUCCGACUUUAAGGUAAUGCUUGGCUGGACCUUCCUCGGUAUCUCGCUGGACAGGAUGUACAGGGAGCACGGAGACCAGCGGUUUGUAGGAUUCACAAUCGUAAGGAAACCUUGGCUGAUGAUCAGAGAUCCUGACUUCUGUAGGUCGGUACUGCAAAAGGAUUUUCCCCACUUCAUGGACCGUUCGGGCGCGUACACCCAUCCUAAGGACUACAUGAUGAAUCACCUGUUCAUGCUGAAGGGGCAGGAGUGGAAGGACACCAGAAUGAAGUUGACUCCGGCCUACACGGCGGUCAAGCUGAAAGCUAUGUUCUUCUUGGUGAAGAGCUGCAGUAAGAAUUUGCACGAUGUUAUUGACCAGUCUGCGAAGUCAAAUGUCGCGGUUGACGUCAAAGACGUAAUGUCCCGUUACGCAACGGAUGUCGUAGCGACUUGCGCUUUCGGCCUGAAAAUAGACUCGCUUUCAAACAAAGAGUCGAGGUUUUAUAAAGCGGGCCGGAAGGCGAACGAAGUAGGAGUUUUAGUGUUACUGAAAGUCUACCUUAUCCACGCUUUCCCGAUAUUUUCAAAGCUCCACUGCUUCGACUUCAUGGAUUCUAAGAUCAAAAACUUUAUAACCGGCGUUGUCCGCAAGACAAUCGAGUACAGGGAGAAGUACAACGUCAGCAGCUUGGACUUUCUUGACAUGCUGAUAAAACUUAGGCAGAAUGGCAACAUCUUGGACGAGGGCGAACCGUCUUCCAAACAAAGAAACGUCAACCAGAAAAGUCAAGGGAUGACAAUUGAAGAAAUCACAGCGGAAACUUUCAUGUUCUUCAAAACUGGUUACGAGACAACCUCGAACACCAUCAUGUUCUGCCUGUACGAGUUGGCGUGUAACAGCAGGAUACAGGACACGCUCUUUUCGGAGGUAGAAGAGGUCCUGGACAGACAUGCGAGUGAAAUCUCCUACCAGGCUCUGCAGGAGAUGACAUACAUGGAUCAGGUCAUAAAUGAGGCCCUGCGCUGCUAUCCAGUUUUCCCUCAUCUGUCCCGGGUCUGCACCCAGGACUACAGAGUUCCGGAUUCAACUCUGGAGAUAGACAAAGGGGUGAGUGUGGUGAUCCCCGUGUACUCUCUGCACCACGACCCCAAGUACUUCCCAGACCCCUACACCUUCGACCCUGACAGGUUCAGCCCUGAGAACUGCAAGGGGCGACACCCCUACGUGUACCUGCCUUUCGGCGAGGGGCCUAGGAUGUGUAUAGGACUAAGAUUUGGACUGAUGAAGAUCAAGACGGCUCUGGCCACACUGGUCUCGGACUACCAGAUCAGUCUCACACCGGAAACGGAAGUUCCUCUGCAGUUCAAGAGCAACUCUUUUACAACACUACCGUCCACAACUCUAAAGCUAAUAUUCUCCAAGCGUAAACAAAAAGUUUGAAGUUGUUUAUUCUAUCAGUAUUAUUAACUCAUAUCUAUUGCUCACUGCAUAACAGAUUUGUUAAACAAUACUUCAAAGAAAGUAAAGAAGAAUUGUAUACAUUUUCUAUCGUAUCGCUUUUAUUUCAUUAUAAACAACAGUGUUCUUGCCUAUCAGUAUUCAUUAAUUGCCAAAUAUUUUAAAUAAAAAUUAAAUAUGGAAAUUGUUUUCAUCCAUUGACAUCAAUUAAAACAAUUACGCAGCUUGAGAAAUAAAAGUUACAACUUGUUGAUUAUGACAUGUUUAUAAUUAUUCUAUCAGUUUUCAACUCAACUUCUCAGGAUUUGCACUUCUAGUACGAGUGAAUUAUAUUUUCCACGUCAAUGUCGUGUUUGACUUGUUGCCAGAAUCAAGAAAAUAUAUAUAAAAGUGCAUAUA
Molecule: messenger RNA, 2124 nt
Organism: Homalodisca vitripennis (glassy-winged sharpshooter)
Lineage: Eukaryota; Metazoa; Arthropoda; Insecta; Hemiptera; Cicadellidae
Product: probable cytochrome P450 6a14
Exons: 5
Coding region: 139-1707 (522 amino acids)
Molecular function (GO): iron ion binding; heme binding; monooxygenase activity
Source: RefSeq, a predicted model, not a curated record